AUUCCUUUUCUUGGAUGGCACGACAGUAGUGUAGAGGGGUGGUGGGAGUGCUAAGGAGGGUCAAUUGAUGCAUCUCCAACUCGUUUAGCUAUUGCUUAUAACCCAUCUCGAUGAUAAGGGAAACUACGAGGAUCAAAAAGAUAGUUCCGGCUAUCCACAUGGUCUUUCCAGUGCUAUGAAAAAAUUUUUUGGUCACAGUGACAGCCUCAGCGCGACGGCAACCCUACUUCGCGCGACCAUCACAGAUUCGGAGAUGGAGCUCGACAUACAGGAGAGCAUGCCAUCAGCCCGCUUGGGAAGCGAACUCUUUCAAUGGAGACAUAAAAGGAGAUUAGGUUUUUUUUUUUAGGGGGGGGGGGGGGGGGAAUAGAGUGGUUUAGAGUUUUUUUUUCCCCCUCGGAUGAACACCGUAAGAAACAGAGGAGUAUUAUGAGAAAAAGAACGAGAAGAGAUACACGAUUUGAUCCAUAAAAAAUGAGCAUGUGUUUUGGAUAAUAUGCAAAACCAAGUAUACGGUUUGAGAAAUCGCUGUAGAUUUAUCAUUUUUUAAAAAUAUAUGUUUAUAUUUAGUAAAAGAAUCAGUUUUUACCAAAUAUAGCAAUUGAUUAAACGAAACGAAGAAGGCAAUCAUGGCUGGGGUGGUUGGAUUAGCACUUAUCAGUCGUGGUGCUCUCCCGUUACUUGAAGCCCAACGCCCAGAAAAACCUUUUUAAUUUCGAUUCGAUUCGCAUAUUCUCCGUCGGUUCACUCGAGUGCCGUGCGUCCACGAGUGUCGCUGGAGGAGCAGCAACGGCGUUCCCAUGGCGGCGACGCUCUCGUUUGUUCGCUCCGCCGCCUGUUACCUCGUCUCCCUUUCCACACCCCGAUGGGGCUCGGCGGCCGCAGAAAGCCCUCGGUACUUUCUGCAUCUUCCGUCUCGGCCGCGCUUGCUCCCGCGCCGGAUCUAUUCCAAAAUUGCUGAUGCUGAAACCAAGGUCCAAGCACACAAGGGUCAAUCAGAAAUCAUUUUUUUAGGCACAGGAACUAGUGAAGGGAUACCUCGAGUGAGCUGCCUCACAGCUGAAUCAAAAAUAUGUGAGGUUUGCUCAAAAGCAUCUGUGCCUGGAGACAAGAACAAUAGACUUAAUACAAGCAUCCUUAUAUGCUAUGUCAAUUCUUUGGGAAGAUAUAACAUUCUUGUAGAUGCUGGCAAGUUUUUCUAUCAUAGCGCUCUUCAAUGGUUUCCUACCUAUGGGCUGAGAAAGAUUGAUGCAGUCAUCAUAACCCAUUCACAUGCCGAUGCAAUUGGAGGUCUUGAUGAUCUCCGAGAUUGGACAAAUAAUGUCCAACCAUCCGUCCCUAUUUAUGUGGCACAACGUGAUUUUGAGGUGAUGAAGAAGACUCAUUAUUACAUAGUGGAUACCAGUGGGCUGAUUCCUGGUGCCGCUGUAUCAAAAUUGCAUUUCAAUGUGAUUAAGGAGGAACCAUUUGUGAUUCACGAUCUUAAGGUUACUCCUCUACCUGUCUGGCAUGGAAAAGGUUACCGUUCUUUAGGUUUUCGUUUCGGAAAUAUUUGCUACAUAAGUGAUGUUAGUGACAUACCAGAAGAGACUUACAUGCUCCUCAAAGACUGCGAUCUUCUUAUCCUGGAUGCACUGAGGCCAGAUCGUUCUUCUUCAACACACUUCGGAUUACCAAGGGCUCUAGAUGAAGUACGCAAGAUUCAACCGAGGCGGACUCUUUUUACGGGCAUGAUGCACUUGAUGGACCACGAAAAGAUAAAUGAACAGCUCGCCAAGUUGCAGGAUUCUGAAGGUCUGAAUGUCCAAUUAAGCUACGACGGACUCCGCAUCCCAGUAAACCUAUAGCCGAUGCCACUACUCAUCGCUGCAUCUUGGCACCUAAUCCUACCAUACGAAUCUGAGUCCCUUUAGGCUCUUCAGUAAUGGUAGCGACCGCGGCUAGUCAAUAAUGAAGUGACGACGAGUUCUUCCAAUUUAAAUGCUCCAAUGUCUUACCAAUUGUAUUCUUCAGAGGUCAGCACUAAAUAAUUAGAACAGGUACAGAGUUUUUGCACCGGUUUCACGCACAUUAAAUCAAUGUGUAUUUCUGAUUAGAAAUUUGCAUCAUGGAGUUGAUUUGCUUUGUAUACUCACAGAGAUCUUCCAUAUGUGACCCGACAUUGGGUGCUCAA
Molecule: messenger RNA, 2173 nt
Organism: Zingiber officinale
Lineage: Eukaryota; Viridiplantae; Streptophyta; Magnoliopsida; Zingiberales; Zingiberaceae
Product: putative hydrolase C777.06c
Exons: 12
Coding region: 801-1847 (348 amino acids)
Source: RefSeq, a predicted model, not a curated record